AUGUUGGCGGAACCUCCUACUUCCCUGUUCGUGCCCGUUCGACCCCGUGCGCGCCGUUGGACGGACGUCAUCGCGGCGCGCCGUAGGCCCGGGCGCGGCGUCGCGGGGCGAGCGGACUGGCGGGAGAAGCUCGCCAUGUUCGCGGAGAGGCGCCCUGGCCGAGGCAGCGAGGGCAUCGAGUUGUCAGCAGAGGUCAAACCAUUUGUUCCAAAAUAUGCAGCGGUAACUGUGGCAUGGUCAGAACCCUCAGCAGCAUGUGUCUUUCCUAGGUACUUAACUACAGGCUACACAUUUGCUCAGGAACCAUCUUUGGAUAAGCAAUGACUAUAUGCUGAAGAUUUGCCUGGGGAUGACCUCUCAUCUCUUUCUCAAUGUCCAUCACUUAGUGUUGUGGGAGAUCCUGCAUUAAAUGAAUACUCCAGCAGCUUUUGCUCACCUGAUGUUGUUUCAAAUACAAAUCCAGUAGCUGCCUCACAGUAUCAUUCAAAUGGGUCAACAUACUGUAAUGAUUCCAGAAUAGUCAGUGAAUCUGCAGAACAAAAGUAUCCAAUCAGACAAGAAAGUAAGAGUCUUUUAAAGCAGAGGAAAGCAAAGGACGAUGGAAAGAAAUCAGACAAGAAAAAGCAAGAUGGACAGGAUUCUUCUGUCAGAAUUGUGAAACGGGCUGCAUUACAGACCUCUGCAGGCAGCAAAGAUUCCAUGAAGCCAGACAGGUUCAAUAAAACUGCAAGCAAGAAGUCAACUCAAGCUCCAAAAAUAGAGUCUUUUCCUGCAUUUGAAACUACUAUUUUGGAUUUCCACAAGUUGCAGAGUUUGGGAAGCAGUGAGAUGUUGAAUGUGCAUCAUAAAAAUGGACAAGCAUGUUCAGUGGAAAGUAACAUUAUGUGCCUUAGUCAACCACAGGUGUCUCCUUUGUUGAACACAGAGGAAGCCGAUUCUGUGGAAAGCAAAGCCUCAUCAAAAACUUUAAAAGAAACAGUAGCAAGCUUAAUUCCCUCUUCAUUUGAUGGUAGAGUAUUUCCUGGAACAUCUACAGAUGGCUCUGCUCAGCCGCAUGUGUCCUGGGCCAUGGUACUUUCACAGUCCCCAAAGAAAACUUUUUCAUCACCAGCAUCUGAAUGUCUCCCCAGAUACGAAGGGAAGCAGGACAGUCAAGCAAAGGCAGAAAUAAAAAAUUAUGGUAGUGAAACUGAGCUUGAAGAAGGGUCAGAAAAGAAGAAGAAAAAGAAGAAAAAGAAAAAGAAAAAGAAGAGCAAGUCACCUGCUGAUGUAGAGAAGCCUUAUAAUGAAUCUACUACAGUGCAGGAACCGCCGAGGAUUGAGGAUGCUGAGGAGUUUCCUGAUCUGGCAGCUGCUUCUAAUCAGAGAAACAGAUUAGGAUCUCAGAAAACAUCAUUUACUUCUGCUGGCAGAAAGCAAUCUGAAAUUAUUUUGAAAGAACGAGAACUGCGAAAACAGCAACACCUGUUAGAACAGACAGCAGUACCAAAGGAUGGAGGUAAUUCCUGUGUGUCUGCAGAAAAUGCAGCUAAAGAUGAAGCACUUCCACAGGAUAGUCAAGCAGUUGUUCCUGUAAUGCAAGUUGUAGAAGGGCUUCUGGGGAGCACAGAGAUCAAGGAAUCUACAGAAAGCUCUAUGACUUCAAAGCAGUCAACAUCUAAUCUUCCAAAAAUCCAUAGUAGAAGAUUUAGAGAUUAUUGCAGCCAAGUACUUAGUAAAGAAGUUGACAGUUGUGUGACAGAUCUCUUGAAAGAACUGGUUCGGUUCCAAGAUCGUUUGUAUCAGAAAGACCCAGUAAAGGCGAAGAUAAAACGCAGGCUUGUUAUGGGCCUUAGAGAAGUUUUGAAACAUCUGAGGCUGAAAAAACUGAAGUGUGUCAUCAUCUCUCCUAACUGUGAGAAGAUUCAGUCAAAGGGUGGAUUGGAUGAGACUCUUCACAACAUUAUCGACUGUGCCUGUGAGCAGAAUAUACCAUUUGUUUUUGCUCUUAAUCGCAAGGCCCUGGGUCGCUGUGUGAACAAAGCAGUGCCUGUGAGUGUAGUGGGAAUUUUUAGCUAUGAUGGAGCUCAGGAUCAUUUUCAUAGAAUGGUACAACUGACAACAGAGGCCAGGAAGGCCUACAAAGAUAUGGUAGCAGCUUUAGAGGAAGAAGCUGAAGGAAGACAAACAGAAACUGAACUCAGCAUCAUAACCACUGAAUCUGAAAAAAGUUGCUUAUCAGAAACUGGUAAAACUUCUCCCAAGAACAAUGAUGAGGAUAUACCAAAUUACAUUAAAAUCUGGAAGAAAAACCUUGAAGAAGAAUAUAACCCCUAUGCACUGGAACUGGAAAAGAGUGCAACUGCUGACAUGGCGGUUCUGAAUUCAGAAGAGCAUCACUAAAUGCAGAUCAUAUUCUGCUAGGCUUUCAAGUUUUAUUUUGUAAUAGAUCUACAAAUAUUUUAUCUGAAAUUAAAUAUCCAGGUAGGAGAGUGGCAAAAAAAAAAAAGUUUAAGUCAGAUAAGUAAGCUGUUCUGAAUCUCCUUACAGAAAAUGCACACUGGAGUAUAUAAGACACUGGCUCAUUCUUCUAAGUUCUGUGUACUUGGCUGAUUACUAUAGUAGACGAUAACAGCAAAUAAGUUGUUUUAACCAAGAACAACCUGAACAAGUUUGGCAUAUUAGUAAUGGUCUUAUGAACUUAAAUUUGUUAACAGUGCAAUAUACCAAAAGAAGUUUGGGGGAGAGAUUCCAUGUGCCGGAUGUUUGGAGCUUUGGGGAUUUGUUUUCUAUUUCUAGUUCUUGUUUAAAGAACUCAAGCUCUUUUUAAAAAAAAAAUUGUUGUUGUUUUUGUUCUGUUUUUCAUAAUCCUGCUCAGGUGAGCAGUUUGGCAUAAGUGUCACUUUAUACCCUUCAGCAGGAGGUGAAUUCUGGGCAGGCAGCUAGUUGGAAACUAAUUCAGGAAAGCUGUAGUGUUGAAGAUUACCAGUUAGUUCUUUCCCUGUGAUCAUUUGUUUUUGCUCUCUGAUACUACUGCAAUCCGUUCACUACAGAUCCUACUUUUGAGCCGGAGGACAUAAGAUGGACCAGCUUGCUUUCCUGUCUGUGGCUUUCCAUGCUGACAUAUUCUUCAUUCCUUUGUUUCAGGGUUAUGCCAGUAUAUAUAUAUGCAAGAGUUUUUAAGUCAAUAUCAGUUUGUAUCUAAGAUAGGGAAAAUUUUUAUCCAAUACAUUAAGUAAAUUUUGAAAACAAAAUGUGCUCAUAAUGCUGUGGUUGAGCACUUUCAUGGGAAUGUAAAUAUAAACACCUCUGUUUACAGCUUACAGAUGUAAGAGGACAAGCCUAAGAAAGUCAUUGGAGGAGGCACAUAACUGAUCCACUGUUCUGAAAAAGAGAUACAGAUACUGUGUGCUGCAGCCAGCCUCUCUGUCAUGCAUUUAUAAGUACUGGAACACAUACUUUGGAAAGUAGCUGCCUCACUGCUGUCAGAUACAGAAGUCUUUAAACUAUUCUUCGGUGACAUUGCACCUGCUUAAAAAUAAUUAAGAUAAAAGAAAGAAAAAUUAUUUCAGAUACUUCUGCUUAAUGGAUGCAGAAGGCCAAAUCUCAGCACUACAAUAAAACUGAAAUAAGUGGGUCCGCACAUUUUCAAGCUGCAGUUGUCCACUAGAAAUAAGUGAACACAAAUGCAGUCUUGAAAUUCACUCCCUUUGUAAGUGUUUGAAGCUACCAUAGUUAACUCAAUAUGGAAAAAUAACUUGGGUGUUUUGUGAGCCAUCUUUAUUUUGAGCAUUAGUCAAAAAUUCUUCAUUUGGUACAGAAGCUUUAUAACCAAAAGGCAUAUGUUUGAACAAAUGAACUUGCUUAUACCAGAAAAGAUUGUUCUUCAGAAUACUAGGAACUGAGUUCAAGGGUAAAUGCUUGAAUGGAGAAUGGAAGAGUGGAAGUGCCUCCGAAAUAAAGUUAUUCAAAUCUUAUUUAUCAAUCUCUAAUUUACAUGCCAAGAGCCUCAAGAGCAAAACAAUUAGUUUGCUUAAUCAACUCAGAACAGAAGGCAUAGAUCAUGUUACGUUGUUUGAGCUGCACAAGUCAUCCUAGGACCACUAGUCAUUCUUUGUUCAGCUAAAAUAAGCGUCAGAAAAAUAGAUGGCUCCAGCAUGGGGAAGAUGGCCUCUCAUAGCACUGGCUACACACUGUGCUCGUUCUCUGAUGAGCAAGGAUAUCAUGUUCUACCUCAAACUUCAGCAGAUUUCUCCUGAACAUUAGUUGUAAUGCCAGCACUAACAUUUGCAAAUACCUCUUUGAAAGCUGUGAUAUUAAGAGUGCCGGGCACUGAUAAGUUGCAUAUAUUCCUCGUUCCAGUUUGUUUAUUCCUUUGUACAUGAGAGGCUGCUUUUCUUGUUGCAACUUCCCUGAAGGAUAAAAAGAACAAGUUGUCAACAUAUCGUUAAAAUAAAGUGGGGUUAAAAGAUUA
Messenger RNA from Lagopus leucura (white-tailed ptarmigan), 4453 nucleotides. RefSeq names its product SECIS binding protein 2 (gene SECISBP2). Gene Ontology annotation, cellular component: ribonucleoprotein complex. The record is from RefSeq and is a predicted model, not a curated record. Lineage: Eukaryota; Metazoa; Chordata; Aves; Galliformes; Phasianidae. Gene Ontology annotation, molecular function: mRNA 3'-UTR binding; selenocysteine insertion sequence binding; ribonucleoprotein complex binding. Gene Ontology annotation, biological process: selenocysteine incorporation.